CGCAGGGAGACGCAAAGGACCUGGGGCGGCCGCGGUGCCAGGCCGUGGCCAGCCCGUGGCCGUGCCCUCCGCCGCCGACAGGACUCGAGGUCUCAUGGCCGGCGCGGCGAGCAGCAGCUGGGACGAGGGACUCGGGAGCGGGGAGGCGGCCGGCGCCGCCGACGCGGGCGGCGACAGCAUGGACAUAGAGAUCAGUGGGGACAAGGCGCGAGAUCCCAGCGGUAAGAAGCUGUCUCGAGCGCCGCUCCCCGAGCUCCCAGCCCAGCUCAAGAACCUGCAAAGUGUUGGCCGCAACUAUGUGGGCGCCACGAUGGAAUCGAGCGUCAUCUUCAGAGACUUUGUGGCGAGCCGCGCCAGGCGCGCCGCUAAUGUGUUCGGCGGAGACGAGGCGCAUGCGGCGUGGGAAUGCCUCCUCGAGAACCCCGAGGUCGUGAGAAAGGUGUACCUCGAGCUGUGCGAGGACUACGACGCUGAACGCCUGCCCGAGCUCUGCUGCCAUAUCAACGACAUACUCGUCACGAACACGACCACCCCGUUCUUCGAGCUGCGGGAGCGCGCUGCCUACCUCCGCACCUUGGUAGAGCACGGCAGCAGCAUGAGCGAGGAGCACCUGCAUCGCUGGGACGCGGCGCCGUACCCCACCCGCGAGAGCCUGGAGAUUGACGCGCUCGACAUGCUGGUGCAGGCCCUCCCUCGCUGCAAGGGGGCGCCCAGGUCGGUGCUCGAGCUGGCGGGGCUGGCGGAGAAGCACGAGUGCAACAUCUGCCUCCUGCGGGCCGUGAAGCUAGCCUCGGACGAGCAGAUAGCCGCGGGAGAGCCCACCGUGCGCUUCCUCUUCCGAGGGCCGUGCCGCCACGGCCUGUGCGAGGACUGUGCGCGGCGCGAUGCGCAGCGGCAGCUGCCGGGCGUGGCGCGCGACAUAACCGCGGCGGCUUCCCGGGGGGAGCUCAAGUGCGUGGUCUGCUCCGCGGCGGUGGAGUGGCCGGGCCGCCGGAGCGCGCCGUACAUCUACGAGGAGGCGGACGGGAGCAAGGGGACAGGGCCCCUUCCAGGGGGGGGGUCGCUCCUUGACUUGACGAGGUAUCUUUUACCCAAGGCAUUGGUGGGGGGCCCCAUCACCCCGGAAAAAGCGAGGGUCCUUGAAAAGUGCCACCGGUUUCCGCUGUACGUGGCGGCGCGCUCGGGCUGCUCCACCACGGCCAUUAGCAAGCUCAUCGACGCCUUCCCUGCGGCCGCCUCCGAGCCCUGCUCGGGCAACGGGCAGCUGCCCCUCCACGGCGCGGCCCUCAUAUCGACCUCGCACGAGGUCGUGGAGGCCCUCAUUAGAGCUCAUCCGGACGGCCUCACGGCACAAGACUAU
Messenger RNA from Emiliania huxleyi CCMP1516, 1360 nucleotides. RefSeq lists its product as hypothetical. The record is from RefSeq and is a predicted model, not a curated record. The transcript has 4 exons. NCBI's taxonomy places the organism in Eukaryota, Haptophyta, Isochrysidales, Noelaerhabdaceae. The annotation marks the transcript as partial.